UUGCAUUACAAGGGACCCCAUAUAUAUAUAUAUAUAUAUAUAUCAAUGUCCAACCAUGUCAUGAGACAUAUUGCAUGUCCUUUCUUUCUCUACAUAUAUUGCAAAGAUUCAGCAAUUCUUUGUAACUGGGUCUAGCUCAUUUGAUCAAAUAGUGUCAACUGCACGAUCAGGCGGCCAAUUGUGUUCGAGUUCUAUGAUUAUGGCGAUAUGGGUAUGUUGCAAGAAAGAAAGUUGUUCUUUAGAAAAGAAAAAGGUUUUAGAGGCAUAAAGAUGCAUGCGCUUAGGGGGGAACUGUUUCAAACGUUCUUCAGCUAGCUUAGCUUCUAACAGUUCAAAUUCAAAUCUUGCCAUUAAAGGUAAACAUGAAAGAAUGUUAGACCGUUGCUUCUUUUCCCAACCGUUGUCUUUGAAUUUUUAAGUUUCAGUUUUGUUAGAACUACUAAGUACUCCUGGGAAUUGUUUAUUACACUGCUUUAUUACUAAAGCUUUUGCUGCGUAUUCAGUGAAUUAUUUACGACUCCUGACAGCAAUAGCUACAUCUCAGAAACCACUUUUGCUUUUUGUUCCAAGAAAAGAAAAAGAAAAGAUUCAUGUUUUUAGAUUAUUAAGUUCUAUAAUUUUAAGACAUUUCCCGGGUCCAGCCUUUUUAAUCAGAGUCCCACCAAAAUUCCUGUCUGAAUGUGGUAAUGAAGUUCUGAAAUAUUUGAGCCCACUAACCCAUUCCGUAAGACUUUCAUGAUUGCGUGCAGGUUUGAGCAAUUUAGAGCAUAAGUUACAAAACUCGAAUGGAUAAUUUGUCGAAUUCUGAUGAUUAUGAUCUGGGUUAUCAACCUUCAGUUUCUUCAGUGGAUCAAAAUGAGCUAUCAACUUCAGAAACUCCAGGGUGUUCUACGAUGAGUGGGAGUCCUUGUGCAUACUGCAGGACUAAUUCUGAGGCCUCAGCCUUCUCAGAGCCUAUUGACGGAAACAGCUUUUCUAGUGAACCUUCUCCUCCCCCCUGGCCUGUAGCCAAAUCCAGAUCCCUUAACAGGCUACUAAUGAAGCCCCACAGGCAAGUUGUGGAUGACAAACUUGAUGAUCAUGAAUCUACUGAUUCAGAGCUUGAAAUGGUGAAGGAAAGAUUUGCAAAACUUCUGUUGGGUGAAGACAUGUCUGGAGGUGGGAAAGGGGUCUGCACUGCUGUGACUAUCUCAAAUUCCAUAACAAACCUCUACGCAAGUGUAUUUGGCCAAAACUUAAGGUUAGAGCCUCUGAGUCCUGAGAAGAAGGCUAUGUGGAAAAGAGAAAUGGAUUGUCUUUUAUCUGUGUGUGAUUACAUAGUGGAAUUUAGCCCAACCUUGAAAGAUUUAGAUGAUGGGACAACUGUGGAGAUGAUGGCAAGUAAACCAAGAUCGGAUAUUUAUAUUAAUCUUCCUGCAUUGCAGAAGCUUGACAUGAUGCUCAUAGAAAUAAUGGAUAGUUUUGAAGAUACGGAAUUCUGGUACGCGAAACAGGGGAGCAUGUCGGGGAAUUCAGUUCGUUCAGGCUCAUUUCGAAGGGUUUCUCAGCGGAAAGAAGACAAAUGGUGGUUGCCUGUUCCAUGUGUUCCUCCAGGUGGCCUCUCCGAGAAGGCAAGGAAGCACUUGCAACACAAACGGGAUUGUGCUAAUCAAAUUCACAAGGCCGCCAUGGCCAUUAACAGUACUAUUCUUGCAGAGAUGGAAAUCCCAGAAUCAUUCUUGGCAACUCUUCCAAAAAGUGGAAAAUCAUGUCUAGGAGAAUCGAUUUACCGCUAUAUGUGUACCGGAGAUAAAUUCUCACCAGAACAUCUUCUUGACUGUCUGAAUAUAACAUCCGAACAUGAAGCACUGGAGCUUGCAGACAGGGUUGAAGCUUCUAUGUAUACAUGGAGGCGUAAAGCAUGUAUGAGCCAUUCAAAGUCAUCCUGGGACCUGGUAAAGGAUCUCAUGGCUGACUCUGACCGGAGUGACAAAAAUCAUGUUCUAGCAGAGAGAGCUGACAGUUUACUGUUCUGCCUCAAACAGAGGUAUCCUGAGCUAUCACAGACAACACUGGACACUAGCAAGAUUCAGUACAAUAGGGAUGUGGGGAAAGCAAUAUUAGAGAGCUACUCAAGGGUGUUGGAAGGCCUAGCGUUCAACAUUGUAGCUUGGAUUGAAGGUGUUCUUUAUGUAGACAGAACAUGAGAAAUGAACAUUAAGGCCAGAAAUGGGUCCGAUAUAUCUUAGUCCCAGUGCUUUCCUUGAGCUACUAUUCUUUUCACAAACUUUUGCAACCACCUUUUCCAGGAGGAAAAAAAAAAGAAAUAAAAAAAAAAAAGAGAAAAAAGAAGAAGAAGAAGAAGAAGAAGAAGAAGAAGAAGUGGAUGAUCGGAGGAAACUUACUUGUAUGUUUAUGAGCUUACAAAUGUUAGCUGUAAUAUGUAUAACAUUUUCCACAACCUUUUAAUGAUUUUUA
Messenger RNA from Carya illinoinensis, 2457 nucleotides. Its product is annotated as rop guanine nucleotide exchange factor 3. Gene Ontology annotation, molecular function: guanyl-nucleotide exchange factor activity. Lineage: Eukaryota; Viridiplantae; Streptophyta; Magnoliopsida; Fagales; Juglandaceae. The record is from RefSeq and is a predicted model, not a curated record. Bases 786 to 2186 code for a protein of 466 amino acids. The transcript has 7 exons.